Molecule: messenger RNA, 1149 nt
Organism: Geodia barretti
Lineage: Eukaryota; Metazoa; Porifera; Demospongiae; Tetractinellida; Geodiidae
Source: the annotation of a GenBank genome assembly
AUGUUUGUUCCGGGGCGGGCCUCAAGGAGUACACAAUUGGGCAAGAUUAAGGUUGCCAUCAUCGGCGUGGGCAACUGCGCGUCUUCGCUGGUACAGGGCAUCCAUAAAUAUGUCGAGGUGCCGGACGACGAUCCGAUCCCCGGCGUGAUGCACAAUCGCGUAGGCGAAUACCGGAUUGAGGAUAUCGAAGUCGUCGCUGCGUUCGACGUCGACCGCAAUAAGGUCGGGAAAGAUCUGUCGGAAGCCAUCUUCACCGAACCUAACAACACGAUCAAAUUCUCUGACGUGCCCUACCUUGGUGUGCCGGUGGAGCGCGGAAUGACCCACGACGGGAUCGGCCGCUACCUUUCCGACGUGGUGAUCAAAUCACCCCACAGUACCGCCGACAUCUCGGGAAUCCUUCGUGAUCGCGAAGUCGACGUGGUGAUCAACUACUUGCCCGUGGGCAGCGAAAUGGCCACCAAGUGGUACGUGGAGCAAAUCCUCGAUGCCCGUUGCGCCAUGAUCAACUGCAUACCCGUUUUCAUCGCUCGCGAAGAGUACUGGCGCAACCGGUUCGAAGAACGCGGCGUGCCCAUCAUCGGCGACGACAUAAAAUCCCAGGUUGGCGCAACCAUCGUGCAUCGCGUCCUGACCCGACUGAUGGAAAAUCGCGGCGCCGAAAUCGACAACACCUAUCAGCUCAACUUCGGCGGCAACACCGACUUUCUGAACAUGCUUGAGCGCGAGCGCCUCAUCUCCAAGAAGAUAUCCAAGACCGGAUCCGUCACCAGCCAGAUGCAGGAAGAGCCCGACGCCGAUACCAUCCACAUCGGGCCCAGCGACCAUGUGCCGUGGCUGCAGGAUCGCAAGUGGUGCUACAUCCACAUCGAUGGCAAGGUGUUCGGCGGCGCCCCCGUCAAGAUCGAAGUGAAGCUGGAGGUCUGGGACAGCCCCAACUCGGCCGGCGUCGUGGUGGACGCAAUCCGAUGCGCCAAGCUGGCACUGGACCGCGGUCAGGGCGGAGCUGUGUACGCCCCAUCCGCUUAUUUCAUGAAGAGCCCGCCCGUGCAAUACUCCGAUUCCGAAGCGCACGAUAUGGUGGAGGCAUUCAUCGCCGAGCCUGCGGUGGCCAGCGUCCAGGUCAAGCACGGCGACGGAGAAGAAUAA